GCUUGGACGCUUGUUGGGGUAGCUCUUCGGUCAGCCUUUUCCCUCGGCCUUCACGUACGGAACGAAGAUCCUUCCGCAAGCGCCUCUAAACGACAAACUUUGGUACAAACGUGGUGGAGCUUAUACUCUCUCGAAAGAACGCUGAGUAUCAUUACCGGUAGGCCUAGCAUUAUCGUGGAUUCUUGCUGUUCAGUGCCGUUGCCCGUGGCAGUGUCGGAGGAACAUCCAGCGGGGGAAAUGGAGGCGGCACACAGCAUGCGUACGACGAACGCAUCGUCGUCAACAUCCGCCAUAUUUUCCAGCUCUUCGAACAUCGCUUCAAACGCUUCUCAAAUAUUGAUACGACCCAGAGGAACACACGUCAACUCGGGGCUGUAUUUCAGAGCCGUCGUUCAAUUAUCCAUCAUAACCCAGAACAUUCUUACGUCCCUUUACUCCGCGGGUACGAUGAUCCGGUCGCCAAUCGAUAUUCAACAGGAUGCCUCUCUCUUGAGCCAACGUCUCGAUCAGUGGGCUUCAUCGUUACCCCAGGAAAUAAGACCAGAUGAACCGUUGCGCAAAACACUUCACGUGUCCGGCCGCGAGCGCAUGUUGCUUCGGUUCCAACUCUGCAGCGCACGAAUACUGCUCACACGUCCAUGUCUGACUGCCAGGCGGCGACCGUGGAGGGAUGCAAAUGAUGCAAGCUUUUCGAGACGCAUGGCGGACAGCUGUAUCGAGGCUGCAAGUACGAUUGUUGCUUCACUUCCAGAUGAGUAUAGUCCUCAGCUAUAUGAGCAGUGCCCUUGGUGGUGCCUUGUGCACCAUAUCAUGCAAGCUAUCUCUGUUUGUCUUCUUGGCCUUUCACAUCCCACAUCUACAUCCUGUGAGGCAGCGAAGAUGAUCCAUUGUGUUACGACGGCGAUCCGCUGGCUACAGAUGAUGAAGGGCCCGGUGGCAGAGCGUGCGCAUCGCAUAGCUUUGAGUUGUUUUGAGGGUUUGGCCAGACGGUACGCUGUCGACAUUUCGGGUCUCUGGAACCGGAGGGAGCUUCCGGUGGUGCAACAGCCGGUAUCCAAUACCCCUGCAGAAGUACAUCAACCGACGCACGAGUUCUUCUUGUUUUGA
Molecule: messenger RNA, 1107 nt
Organism: Alternaria burnsii
Lineage: Eukaryota; Fungi; Ascomycota; Dothideomycetes; Pleosporales; Pleosporaceae
Product: fungal specific transcription factor domain containing protein
Exons: 1
Biological process (GO): DNA-templated transcription
Molecular function (GO): zinc ion binding; DNA binding
Source: RefSeq, a predicted model, not a curated record